This is a messenger RNA of Solanum stenotomum, 1527 nucleotides long. Its product is annotated as isoflavone reductase homolog. Gene Ontology annotation, molecular function: oxidoreductase activity. The record is from RefSeq and is a predicted model, not a curated record. Lineage: Eukaryota; Viridiplantae; Streptophyta; Magnoliopsida; Solanales; Solanaceae. The transcript has 6 exons. The coding region runs from base 165 to 1091 and encodes 308 amino acids.
CUGCAUACAUUUCUGUAAUUCAUUCAAAGUAAUCUAAAUCCCUAAUAUUUCUGUGUCUAAUGACUACUGGCAAUUAUAAAAGCGUGCCAUUUUGAGUGUUAGGAGUAAUAAUUGGCUCUUUACUCCUCUCUCUCAUCAAAACUUUCUACCAGUUUUAGAAAUCAAUGGCCGGAAAAAGUAAGAUUCUGUUCAUCGGCGGUACUGGUUACAUCGGAAAGUUCAUCGUCGAAGCUAGUGCUAAAGCUGGCCACGACACAUUUGUCUUGGUUAGAGAAUCCACUCUUUCCAAUCCUAUCAAAACCAAACUCAUCGAUACUUUCAAAAGUUUUGGCGUCACCUUCCUCCAUGGAGAUUUAUAUGAUCAUGACAGUUUGGUGAAGGCGAUAAAACAAGUGGAUGUUGUGAUUUCUACAGUAGGUCAUGCCCUUUUAGCUGAUCAGGUCAAGCUAAUUGCUGCUAUCAAAGAAGCUGGCAAUGUCAAGAGAUUCUUUCCCUCUGAAUUUGGGAACGAUGUAGAUCGUGUCCAUGCAGUUGAGCCUGCUAAAACAGCAUUUAAUACUAAAGCUCAAAUUCGCCGCGUUGUUGAGGCUGAAGGAAUACCAUUCACUUAUGUGACCACUUUCUUUUUUGCUGGUUAUUCUCUUCCAAAUUUGGCACAGCCUGGAGCUGCAGGUCCUCCCAACGACAAAGUUGUCAUCUUAGGAGAUGGCAAUACUAAAGCUGUUUUUAACAAGGAAGAAGACAUUGGUACCUAUACCAUAAAGGCUGUUGAUGAUCCAAAAACACUUAACAAAAUCCUCUACAUCAAACCUCCACACAAUAUAAUUACGUUAAACGAGCUGGUAUCCUUGUGGGAGAAGAAAACUGGAAAGAACCUUGAAAGAAUAUAUGUACCAGAGGAACAAGUUCUCAAGAACAUACAAGAAGCCUCGGUUCCAUUGAGUGUGGGAUUAUCGAUCUAUCACACUGCUUUUGUGAAGGGUGACCACGCUAAUUUUGAAAUUGACCCAUCAUUUGGAGUAGAGGCAUCAGAGGUUUAUCCUGAUGUUAAAUAUAUGCCGGUAGAUGAGAUUCUCAACCAGUAUGUCUGAAAAUAUAGAGUUCAUUCAUAUUAAGCAUAAGGUUCUGAUGCUCAAUACCCAGCUCACGAUUAGUGCUAUUCGUAUCAGCUUUAAUUUCACCACUGUUUGUGAGUCCUCAUCUCCUCGAGGACACCACUUAUGAUUUCCGUUCAGUCAUUACUUUUAGUUUUCAAACAUGUUAGAGUUAGCUAGGGGUUUGUCCUAGCAACUCAUGUCAGUAGAGACUUUCAGACAGUCGGUUAAGUUUCAGCCAUGUUAUGUUGUCUCUCAGAUAUUAGACUCUUUGAGUAUUAUGGGCUUAUUUCGAUAUUUCUCAGUUUUAGCUUCCGCAUGUACAUCUCAGUUUUGUGUUGAUUUUGUUAUUCUUAGUAUCAUGCUAUGUCAUGUGGUUAGCUAGGGGUCACUUGUGGCUCAAAGCAUCGUGUCGCGUCUAGGGAUAGCCUUG